ACGAGACACCUCCCAUUUCCACCUUCAUCUAAAACUCUCACUUCCUCCAUCACAUAAAGAGAUCUACCCUAGACUACCGGCUCCUACUCAUCUCUGGCGACACAGCAGAACCAAGCAGGGAGCCUGACUGAGCAGAACAUUUCCCCAUCACUAAAACAGGUCACCAUGUCCAGGAAGGUAGUCAGGGCCAGUAAGUUCCGUCAUGUCUUCGGCCAGGGGGUGAAGGCUGACCAGUGCUACGAUGACAUCCGCAUCUCCCAGAUGACCUGGGACAGCAACUUCUGCUCUGUCAACCCCAAGUUCGUGGCCAUGAUUGUGGAUGCCAGCGGAGGAGGGGCCUUCCUAGUGCUGCCUCUGAACAAGACGGGUCGUAUUGACAUGUCCCAGCCCACAGUCUGUGGACACACGGGCCCAGUGCUGGAUAUUGAGUUCUGUCCCCACAACGACAACAUCAUCGCCAGUGGUUCAGAGGACUGCAGUGUCAUGAUUUGGGAGAUCCCGGAGGGUGGCCUGGUCACGCCCUUGAACGACCCCGUGGUGAAGCUGGAGGGGCACUCCAAACGCGUGGGCAUCCUCAGUUGGCACCCCACUGCCCACAAUGUGCUCAUGAGCGCAGGCUGUGACAACGUGGUGAUCCUGUGGAACGUGGUGUGUGGAGAGGCCAUGGUGAGGAUCGACUCGGUCCACCCUGACCUCAUCUACAGUGCCUGCUGGAACAGGGACGGCUCCCAGAUCCUCACCUCCUGUAAGGACAAGACCAUACGUGUGCUGGACCCCCGCAAGGGCACAGUCAUCGCCGAGAAGGAGAAGACACACGAAGGCUCCAGGCCUGUCAAGGCUGUGUUUGUGUCCGAUGGGAAGAUCCUGAGCACCGGCUUCAGUCGCAUGAGUGAGAGACAGGUGGCACUUUGGGACCCGAAGAGCUUUGGGGAGCCACUCACCCUGCAGGAGUUGGACACCAGCAGUGGUGUCCUAUUGCCCUUCUUUGACCCUGACACUGGCGUCGUCUACCUCUGUGGCAAGGGUGACAGCAGUAUCCGGUACUUUGAGGUGACGGAUGAGGCUCCCUAUGUUCACUACCUGUCCAUGUACAGCAGUAAGGAGAGUCAGAAGGGCAUGGGCUACAUGCCCAAGAGGGGCCUGGAGGUCAACAAGUGUGAAAUCGCCAGGUUUUACAAGCUCCAUGAGAGGAAGUGCGAGCCCAUUGUCAUGACGGUGCCCCGCAAGUCUGACCUGUUUCAGGAGGAUUUGUACCCAGACACCAUGGGUCCAGAGCCGUCUGUGGAGGCCAAUGAGUGGUUUGAAGGCAAAGAGGGCCAACCUAUCCUGAUCUCCUUGAAGGACGGUUUUGCGACAACCACCAAAUCCAAAGAGUUCAAAGUUCACAAAAGUCUUCUGAAGACCACAUCAGCAGCCAUGGGGCAUCAGCACGGUAACACUGGGGAGGUACAUGCCUUGCAGAAGGAGGUGAAGGCUCUGAAGGAAACAGUAGAGGAGCUGACCAAGCGCGUGAGCGAACUGGAGAGCAAGAAUUGAAACAGAGCCCUUGGGGUCGAGAUGGAGCUGAUGGAGAGAGAGAAGGAGGUGUAAAGAGGAGAAGAUAAAGAGGAGAUGAAAGUCAAAUAGUUAUAAAUAGUUGGGGAUGUUUGAAGGAAAGAUGUUUAAAGGGAGAGUUGGAGACAGGAUCCAUCAAUAUCAGCAGCCAAAUAUUUUUGGGUCUGGAAGCUUGAAUUUGUUUUGUUGGUGUCAGUUUUCCCAUUUAUAGAGACUUGUUUUUAAUAUAUGCUCUUACAUAGUUGGAAAUAAAAGUCCUUAAUAUUAUCCAAACUA
Oncorhynchus keta (chum salmon) is the source of this 1830-nucleotide messenger RNA. RefSeq names its product coronin-1A. Gene Ontology annotation, biological process: actin filament organization; cell migration. The transcript has 11 exons. NCBI's taxonomy places the organism in Eukaryota, Metazoa, Chordata, Actinopteri, Salmoniformes, Salmonidae. The record is from RefSeq and is a predicted model, not a curated record. The coding region runs from base 166 to 1536 and encodes 456 amino acids. Gene Ontology annotation, molecular function: actin filament binding.